This is a messenger RNA of Mugil cephalus (flathead mullet), 5388 nucleotides long. Its product is annotated as bile salt export pump-like. Bases 288 to 4379 code for a protein of 1363 amino acids. The record is from RefSeq and is a predicted model, not a curated record. Gene Ontology annotation, biological process: transmembrane transport. Lineage: Eukaryota; Metazoa; Chordata; Actinopteri; Mugiliformes; Mugilidae. Gene Ontology annotation, molecular function: ABC-type transporter activity; ATP binding; ATP hydrolysis activity. The transcript has 29 exons. Gene Ontology annotation, cellular component: membrane.
AUGUUUGCUCAGGCGGGGUCACUGGCCCUUUCACAGAAUAAACCAAGAGGACACUUACCUUUAAACAAAGCAAUUCGACCCCGAGUUCCAACCGAGCCCAAUAAAGGUUCAAUAACAGCACGUGAAUCAUUGCUAAGGUACAGAACUUGUCGGCCAACGUCUGAGUGACCAUCUUCCACCACUACAACCAAACCUGGGGACGUAGCGGCUGUACAGGACGGGACCUCUGACUGGGAUCCAUGAAAAGCUUCAGUCGAGGAUAAGAAAGAUUGAUAAAUCAAUCAAACAUGCCGACGGGAUCAGUGAGACUCCAGAGCAUUAAGAAGCUGGGACAUGAAAACCAGAGCUAUGAGUUUUCAGACGAAGGGCCAGCUGGCUCCUACAUGACCAUGUCGACCUCCAAGGAGGGUGAGAAAGCUCAAGGGAAUGAACAACAAGCGGCAAUACGAGUUGGAUUCUUCCAGCUGUUCCGCUUCGCCACGUGCAAAGACGUGCUGAUGAUGGUGGUGGGCUCGGUGUGCGCCGUGCUGCACGGCUCGGCGCAGCCCCUCAUGCUGCUGGUGUUCGGCCUGCUCACCGACACCUUCAUCGAGUACGACAUCGAGCUCAACGAGCUGAGCGACGAACGCAAGGAGUGCGUGAACAACACCAUCGUCUGGAAGAAGAACUACACGUACGCGCACGACCCCGACACGCCCCUGAACCAGACGGACUGGGGCUCCGUCAUCAACGCGACGCUGGAGAUGCUCACGCCGCUCAAGGAGAGGCCCUGUGGGGUCCUCGACAUCGAGUACGAGAUGACCCUGUUUGCCUUCUAUUACGUCGGCAUCGGAGCAGCUGUGUUCCUGCUCGGAUACUUCCAGAUCUCCCUGUGGGUGACGUCCGCCGCCAGGCAGAUCCAGCUCAUCAGGAAGCUGUACUUCAGCAAAGUGAUGAGGAUGGAGAUCGGCUGGUUCGACUGCACCUCUGUGGGGGAGCUCAACACCCGCAUGUCAGACGACAUAAACAAGAUCAACGACGCCAUCGCCGACCAGGUGGCCAUAUUCGUGCAGCGCUUCACCACCUUCGUGUGCGGCUUCUGCGUCGGCUUCGUGAAGGGGUGGAAGCUGACGCUCGUCAUCAUCGCCGCGAGUCCGCUGAUUGGCGUCGGAGCCGGUCUGAUGGCCCUGUUCGUGGCCAAGCUGACGGGGAUGGAGCUGCAGGCCUACGCCAAAGCCGGCGCCGUGGCCGACGAGGUCCUCUCCUCCAUCAGGACCGUGGCUGCUUUCGGCGGAGAGUCCAAGGAGGUGCAGAGGUACGACAAGAACUUGAUCUCGGCGCAGCGCUGGGGGAUCAGGAAGGGUCUGAUCAUGGGCUUUUUCACCGGAUACAUGUGGCUGGUCAUCUUCCUGUGCUAUGGUCUGGCCUUCUGGUAUGGCUCCACUCUGGUGGUGGACGCUCAGGAGUACACUCCAGGAACUCUACUGCAGGUCUUCUUCGGUGUCCUGAUAGCCGCCAUGAAUUUGGGGCAGGCCUCCCCGUGUCUGGAGGCGUUCGCUUCGGGCCGCGGAGCCGCCACCAUCAUCUUCGAGACCAUCGACAGAGAGCCGGAGAUCGACUGCUUGUCCGAGGCUGGGUAUAAGCUCGACAGGGUCAAAGGAGACAUCGAGUUCCACAACGUGACCUUCCACUACCCGUCCAGACCUGAAGUCAAGAUCCUGGACCAGCUCAGUGUUGCGGUGAAGUCCGGGGAGACCACAGCCUUUGUGGGUCCUAGCGGCGCCGGGAAGAGCACUGCCAUUCAACUCAUUCAGCGCUUCUACGAUCCUAAAGAGGGCAUGGUCACCCUGGACGGCCACGACGUCCGAGGGCUGAACCUCCAGUGGCUGCGCUCCCUGAUCGGCAUCGUGGAGCAGGAGCCCGUCUUGUUCGCCACCACCAUCGCCGAGAACAUACGCUACGGCCGACCCGGCGUCUCCAUGGAGGACAUCGUCGUGGCGGCGAAGGAGGCCAACGCGUACAACUUCAUCAUGGACCUGCCCCAGAAAUUUGAAACCUUGGUCGGAGAAGGCGGCGGCCAGAUGAGCGGCGGGCAGAAGCAGCGUAUCGCCAUUGCACGAGCGCUGGUCAGGAACCCUCGCAUCCUGCUCCUGGACAUGGCGACAUCUGCUCUUGACAACGAGAGCGAGGCUAUAGUUCAGGAAGCUCUGGAUAAAGUACGCAUGGGCCGCACCACCAUCUCCAUCGCUCACCGUCUGUCCACGAUAAAGAACGCCGACGUGAUCGUGGGCUUCGAGCACGGCCGGGCCGUGGAGAGGGGAAAACACAACGAGCUGCUGGAGAGGAAGGGCGUCUACUUCACCCUGGUCACCCUGCAGAGCCAAGGAGACAAGGCUCUGAACGAGAAGGCUCGACAAAUGGCCAACAGUGAAGAGGAGCCAGAGAGGCUUAAUCUAACCCGAGCAGGCAGCUACCGUGAAAGUCUGAGAGCUUCCAUCCGUCAGCGGUCUCGGUCCCAGCUGUCCAACCUGAUCCCAGAAUCCUCGGUCCCCAUUGCCGGAGAGCUCGGCCCCAGAGCCUACGCCGUGUCACAGGCAGAUAAAUCCAAGAACGCGAUCCCGGAGGACGAGGAGGAGCCGGUGGAGCCGGCGCCAGUCGCCAGGAUCCUCAAGUACAACACACCCGAAUGGCCCUACAUGCUUUUUGGAUCCUUCGGCGCGGCAAUAAACGGGGGGGUCAACCCUGUUUACUCUCUGCUGUUCAGUCAAAUCCUGGCGACCUUCUCAAUAACGGAUCCCGGGGUCCAGAGGAGGGAGAUCGACAGCAUCUGUGUGUUCUUCGUUAUGGUCGGCGUCAUCUCCUUCUUCACUCAGAUGCUGCAGGGCUACGCCUUCUCCAAGUCUGGAGAGCUGCUGACCCGCAGGUUGCGGCGACUCGGCUUCCACGCCAUGCUGGGUCAAGAGAUCGGCUGGUUCGACGAUCACAGGAACAGCCCCGGAGCUCUGACCACGCGCCUGGCAACCGACGCGUCACAAGUGCAGGGGGCCACGGGCUCGCAGAUCGGCAUGAUCGUCAACUCCCUCACCAACAUCGGCGUGGCCAUCAUCAUGUCCUUCUACUUCAGCUGGAAGCUCACGCUGCUCAUCCUCUGCUUCCUGCCGUUCAUCGCGCUCUCCGGCGGCUUCCAGGCCAAGAUGCUCACGGGUUUCGCCAAGCAGGACAAGCAGGCCAUGGAGUCGGCUGGGCGGAUUUCCGGCGAGGCCCUGAACAACAUCCGCACCGUGGCCGGCCUGGGGAAGGAGAGGAGCUUCGUGGACAUGUACGAGGCGCAGCUGGACGCGCCGUACCACGCCGCGCUCAAGAAGGCCAACGUGUACGGCGCCUGCUACGGCUUCGCGCAGUGCGUCAUCUUCCUGACCAACUCGGCGUCCUACCGCUUCGGGGGCUACCUGGUGCGGCAGGAGGGGCUCCACUUCAGCCUGGUGUUCAGGGUCAUCUCAGCCAUCGUCACCAGCGGCACGGCCCUCGGCCGAGCCUCCUCCUACACGCCGGACUACGCCAAGGCCAAGAUAUCCGCAGCGCGCUUCUUCCAGCUGCUGGAUCGCGUGCCUCAGAUCAGCGUCUACAGCAACAAGGGAGACAAAUGGGAUAACUUCCAAGGGAACAUAGAGUUCAUCGACUGCAAGUUCACCUACCCCACCAGGCCGGACAUCCAGGUCCUGAACGGGCUGAACGUGUCGGUGAAGCCCGGCCAGACGCUGGCCUUCGUGGGCAGCAGCGGCUGCGGGAAGAGCACCAGCGUCCAGCUGCUGGAGAGGUUUUAUGAUCCCGACCAGGGCAAAGUGCUUAUUGACGGCCACGACUCGACCCGUGUCAACGUGCCCUUCCUGCGCUCCAAGAUCGGCAUCGUCUCCCAGGAGCCCAUCUUGUUCGACUGCAGCAUUGCCGAGAACAUCAAGUACGGCGACAACUCGCGGGAUAUCGGCAUGAACGAGGUCAUCUCCGCCGCCAAGAAGGCUCAGCUCCACGACUUUGUCAUGUCUCUCCCCGAGAAAUACGACACCAACGUGGGCUCUCAGGGUUCCCAGCUGUCUCGGGGUCAGAAGCAGCGCAUCGCCAUCGCCAGGGCCAUCAUACGCGACCCCAAGAUCCUGCUCCUCGACGAGGCCACCUCCGCCCUGGACACGGAGAGCGAGAAGACUGUUCAAGAGGCCCUGGACAAAGCCAGAGAGGGCCGGACCUGCAUCGUCAUCGCCCACCGCCUCUCGACCAUCCAGAACUCGGACAUCAUCGCCGUCAUGUCACGGGGCUUCGUGAUCGAGAAGGGGUCGCACAACCAGCUCAUGGCCCUGAACGGAGCCUACUACAAGCUGGUUACCACGGGAGCACCCAUCAGCUAACCGGUUAGCUAACCACUUACCUGAUGGAGGUGUGCCAUAGUUAUGAUCACAAGAAGUGGGUGUUCACUCUUUGUGAUAUUUAUUAUUGUGAAUGGAUCCUGUCAUGAAGAGAGCGAUCUUUUUAUGAUUCAGACACAGAUACUUUUGAUGGUUGUUUUAUCUCUUAAAGUCUUAAAGGGCUAAAAAAGGGUCCUACAAUUUACAGUACAAAUAAAAAAAAAAAUGCUAUGUUAGAAUGUAAAAUGGGAUGUAAAAAAGGAUAAAACCAUUCAAAACCUGAUCAGCAGCUAUAAUGAUCUACAACAUCUUUCAGUCUGGUCCAGUUUACAGUUUUUCUGCUUUGCGUCAUUGUCGCUUCUAUCUAUAAUGGAGUUGUUUUUGGCCGCAGCAUGUCGUGAGAAGAAGUUUUGAAAUAGCUAGUGAAGACUAGGUGACAAAAAGGAGUUGGUGGAGACCAGAAAUAGACAUGAAAAGAGAGUAACUAGUGGAUGUGAUCAAUCAGGAGGACAAAACCAUGAGUCCAAAUGAAUGGUAUAUGUUUGUAAAAUGUUCCUGAAAAAUAACAACUUCGAAUGUAAAUGUUUGCGUCUUGUUUCUGCAGCCCCCCAGUGGUCAAACAAAUCUAUUGCUGUAUAUAAACAUAAUUAUAUUGAAAUAAUAAAAAUUUGAGUUUUAACCCUCAUACCCAUCAUUGAAAAAUGUUAUGCUGUUACCAUUAAUGUCAUGAAAAUUGUACAUGUUUGCGUUUUUUUAUUUUUACAGAAAUCAUAAAUUUUUGAUUAAUUUUGAAAAUUUAUUUGCCAGUGUUUGUGAUUUUUCACAUUUUUCUUGAAAAAAAAAUACAAAAAUUGUAAUAUUUUCAAUAUUCUUAUGCAAAUGGGUUUUAUUAUGUGGGGGAUUGUUACAAUCUUUUAUAUGUCAAUGAUUUUUUUAUUUUUGUAAUGUCAGAUUUAAGGAAGAAAAGUUUUCUUUCCAAAAACGUCAUAAAAAAUAAUAUAUGCCAAUAUGA